Messenger RNA from Penicillium mononematosum, 1650 nucleotides. Its product is annotated as putative MFS transporter. The transcript is spliced from 9 exons. Gene Ontology annotation, biological process: transmembrane transport. The record is from RefSeq and is a predicted model, not a curated record. Bases 1 to 1650 code for a protein of 549 amino acids. Gene Ontology annotation, molecular function: transmembrane transporter activity. NCBI's taxonomy places the organism in Eukaryota, Fungi, Ascomycota, Eurotiomycetes, Eurotiales, Aspergillaceae.
AUGGCGCCAGUCAUUGACAGCACAGUCGUCCCUGGCACCGUGACUUUGGUGGACGUGGAUCAUGUCAUGGAGACCCGGCACUUGGACCGCGGAGAUCGUGACAUUGUAUUGAUCCCUACCCCAUCAAAUGACCCAGAUGACCCCCCUCAAUUGGAGUCCGAGACGGAAGCUUUUGUCAACUGCCUGCGUGAGCAUGUGUUGAUGCUUCAUGUUUCUAGCUAUACGAUGUUCUCAGGAAUUGCCUGCUCGGUCGUUUACUCAGUGAUUAAGCCACUUCAUGAACAAACAGGCUUGCCCGUGAGUACCCUGAACGAGGGAAGUGGGUACAUGUUCCUGUUAGCUGGCUGGGGCUUGCUGUUCUGGCAGCCAUUCGCUAUGCAGUAUGGCAAGCGGCCGACGUACAUGUUAUCGUUGAUAGGAAUUUUGGGUAUGACGAUGUGGGGACCAUACGCAAACACCAAGGGUCAAUGGCUUGCACGAAACAUCCUCUUAGGUUUUUUCACGGCACCUGUAGAAGCGCUUCCUCAAAUCUCCGUCACGGACGUGUACUUUACCCACGAGCGAGGAACAUACAUGGGUCUUUAUGCAUUCUUCCUGGCAGGAAGUAAUUACCUCGCCCCGGUCAUCUGCGGCUUUAUCGCCCAGUACCAGGGCUGGCGGUGGGUAUUCUACUACCCGAGUAUCUUCGUCGGCUGUGCGAUUAUCUUCCUCUUCUUUUUCUGCGAGGAAACAAACUAUGUUCGAGUGCUCUCCGACGAGCCUAGCACUGGAAUAUCCACGAAAUCUCCAAAAUCCAGCUCGGAUGGUGAAAAGGAUAAAUCCGCGGCGGUUGACAUGGAAGCUGCCACUAGGGGUAGUAUAAGGUCGGGCUACACCAAGAAGUCAUAUGUGAAGAAAUUGGCGCUCUGGGGGCCGAGCCAGGAGCAGAAUACCUUGUUCCGGCGAUUCUGGCAGUGUCUUUACUACCUGUCGUGGCCGGUUAUUUUCUAUGCUGGCUUCUCUUACGGAUCCUACCUGGUUUACUUCAACAUCAUGAAUGGAACGGCCUCUAUCAUCCUUGGCGGGGAGCCAUACAACUUCGGAUCUUCCAUGGUCGGUCUGAGUUAUCUGGCUCCCAUCACCGGUGUGGUCAUGGGAUCCAUUUUCACUGGCCGAUUCAGCGACUGGCUCACUGUCAAACUCGCCCGCCGGAACAACGGCGUCAUGGAGGCAGAGCACCGUCUCUGGCCCUUCCUCGCUUGUUUGGUCCUUGUGCCUUCUUCUCUUAUUCUAUGGGGUGUUGGUGCUGCUCAUGAGAUCCACUGGUUUGGAUUAAUUGUUGGAAUGUGCAUUCUGGCCUUCACAAAUGCCUGUGGCAUCGCGCUUAGUGUCAACUACUUCAUUGACAGCUACCGAGAGCUGAGUGGCAUUGCAAUGGCUAGUGUGAUUCUGGUCCGGAAUACCAUGUCUUUUGCAAUUGGCUAUGGUAUCACACCCUGGGUCGAGAACCUGGGAUACCAGAACUGUUUUAUCUCAGCAGCCUUUGUUGGCAUGGCAUGCGCUUCAGUCUUUCUCUUUAUGAUCAAAUUUGGAAAGACAUUCCGUGAACGAUCUCGCGAGAAGUACUGGGAGCUGGUCCAGGAGAACUGGGAGAAGGGCAUGGGCAAUUAG